AUGCAACAACACAGGCCGUUCUCUAGAGCCACAUGGAACAUCUACCUCGUCUUCUUGGCCUUCCGUCUCUUCAUUGCGCUCUCUCCCGGAUAUAUCCACCCUGACGAGUUCUUCCAGUCUGCCGAGAUCACUGCUGGCAAUGUCUUUGGCCUCAAAGUUGAUAUUCCAUGGGAGUACCAGCCAGAGCUCCCCUGCAGAUCAAUCAUUAUUCCAUCAAUUUAUUGGUCAAUUGUAAACAUGGCUCGCCAAAUCCGACGGUCGCCCUCGAUCGCGCUACUUCUCGUCGCGUCAUCCUACGUCACUCUCGCCUACCAUACCCAUCCCUUCUCCAACGCUGUUGAAACUCUUGUCUUGGCUCUCAGUGCUGUAGUCCUUGGCAAAAUCAUCCAGCAACACGAAGCCUCAACUGUUCUUCCUUCAACACCCUUGUCCAAGACUGCUACCUCCGUUCAUCCUUCCUCAACUAGCGGCUCGACGGUAUCAUCAUCAACAGGACCUUACCAACCAAGACCCUCCUCCAUACAUCUGACGUUUUUGUUGGGCGUUCUGUUUGCUAUCGGGACAUUCACCAGGAUCACAUUUGCAGUCUUUGGAUUCCCUUUCGGCGUCUUGCUGCUCUACCUCAACGCAAGAGCCUCGUUUUGGAAAAGACGAUCGACACUGCGAGGGCUAGUUGCUUUUGUGCAGGCUUGCAUGCCUCUCGCAAUUGGAUUCGGGUCAAUGUCUGCUGCAGCCAUUUUUGUCGAUUCGAUUUACUUUGGGAAACUUGUCAUUUCGCGGCAGUCUCAUGGAUCGCCUAUGACUCUCAUGGAGAUAUUUACCACUAGCCCCCUUUGCUGGUCCUCUCUUUCAGUGAAAGGAUCAUUGACGUUGACCAUGUGGAACAACUUGCAGUAUAAUCUGGACAAGGACAACUUGGCACUCCACGGAUUGCACCCUCGAUUUUUUCACCUGCUCUUGAACUUCCCAGUUCUCUUUGGCAAUCUUGCCUGGAUAGGAUUGACCACCAUCAUUCGCAAAGUCCUGGCACGCGAAUGGUCAAGUCGUUCCAAACUUGUUACAGGAUUUCAAGACUUGGUCGCAAAUUUUGGAGACAGUCGCUUGGAUUUCAAGACUGUCGAGGCGUGGGAUCUGGCGAUCAUAUUCUAUGUACAACCGAUCCGCUCAAACCAGGACAGCAAUACAUAUAUCACAAAAGUUAUCUUUUACAAGACGUACAUGCCUCCACACCACCUCUUUGGAUACAACGAAUCUCAGGCUCGUUCCCAUGGAGUUCAUCUUGAGAUAUUGGACUGGAGAAACAAAUCAAAGGAUCAGCUCAUCGAGAGCCUUUUUUCAGAGGAGGAACGGGCAAUGAGAGUUGAGAGGACGUUGCUUUCUGCAGCAAGGAAAGAACAUCAGCAACGACAACAGUCUGUUCUAUUCCGACAGAUUGGCCCUAGACAGUAUGAAAGAACUGUGUUGGUUGCACCAGGAACUGUCGACUUUUCAGAGCAAGCCUUUGAUAACGACGGUACCAAAGACCGGAUAUCGCGCCAUGCUAACUUUGACCAUCUACCUGAACUAAUGCAGCGACCUCUCACAGGCCUGAGUAUGAACAUGUAUUACCUGUGA
This is a messenger RNA of Linnemannia hyalina, 1614 nucleotides long. NCBI's taxonomy places the organism in Eukaryota, Fungi, Mortierellomycota, Mortierellomycetes, Mortierellales, Mortierellaceae. The record is from the annotation of a GenBank genome assembly.